Molecule: messenger RNA, 12210 nt
Organism: Bactrocera dorsalis (oriental fruit fly)
Lineage: Eukaryota; Metazoa; Arthropoda; Insecta; Diptera; Tephritidae
Gene: osa
Product: trithorax group protein osa
Exons: 13
Coding region: 2938-9852 (2304 amino acids)
Biological process (GO): chromatin remodeling; positive regulation of DNA-templated transcription; regulation of transcription by RNA polymerase II
Cellular component (GO): brahma complex; nBAF complex; nucleoplasm
Molecular function (GO): nucleosome binding; DNA binding
Source: RefSeq, a predicted model, not a curated record
GUUUUGUACUAUUAUCCAAGUUUUCGCGACAAUUUUCAACACAAUUUAUUAGAAAUAAUAGUUAUUUGUCAUGUAUCGUCGUUAGUGCUAGUUUUUAAUUGUUUUUUACUCAUAUUUUUUGCGAAUGCUCACUUCAUAGCUUUCCUAUUCGAUGUCACGACUCGCUUUAUAUUUUCCGCGCUUAUUUCGGGUCACUGCUGAUGUGUUGUUUCGCACAGUGUCGCAAAAGUGAAAAUCUCAUAAAUUAAUAAAAAAAUAUAUAUAAAUAAUAGAUACAUAUGUAUGCAAAUGCAUACUUCAGCAGUCACGGUAACUUUAUGAAGUGCGAACAAAAUCGUCCUUAUAAGCCACUAAAUCUGAGCGCCUUAAUAUUUAUUCAGAAGCAUGGGGUUCCAAUAAUCAAAAAGAAAAGUUUCCAAAAUAUUGUUUUUAAAUAUCUAUUUUAAAAAUAUUAACCUCUAAAUAUUAUUUUCGUUAUGAUAAGGCUAAUAUAUAUUUUCAUUGUAGUUGGUCAGCAAUUCAACUCAAAUUUAUCAUUCGUAUGAUAAUUGUUUCAUUGAUUUGACUGCUGAUUAUGUUGUUGGAUUUUAGCCGCGGUUGUUUGAUAAUAACUGCAGUCUUCGACAGUCUUUGUGAAUGUUACUCAAUUCUAUCGCUCCCUGAGUGAGCGUGUUUUCGUUUUUUUUUUGUAUAUGUUUGUAUUGUUUUUGCCCUCUGACCGCCAAACCACCGAGGUUGCUUAAAAAUGCUAAAAUAAUAACCGUAGCGCAAGAAAAUGUAAUAAUUUCACAAAUUAGAGUGACAAUCAACAGAGGUUUGGAAGCAACAGGCGUGUUGCAUUGCAACAUUUUGCCGUUUACCUUUCGCCAACUCCAAUCAACGUUGGCAUAGAUGUUGUUUUUAUGAAAACGUAGUAUGCGUGCUCGAUUAUUUAAGCCGCCGCUUGCUUAACGAUCUCUUCGACGACGGUGAGCUUACAACGGAAAACAAAGAAAAUCGAGUCAGUUUCAGCCCAGUUAGUAUGUCAACAGUCAGCAUUCUUUUUACUUACACUGUUAAAUUGUUGCUAGCACGUGUGUGUUUCGUUUUCUACAUAGCCGUUACUCAUUCGAUAAUUGCAUUUCAUUCGUUAGUAAGUGAACCACAUAGUCAGCCGGCACAGCUUAUUUCUCUAUAUACAUACAUGCAUUUUUUGUCAAUUUUACCAAAAUCACUUAUUUAUUAUUUAUUUUGAAUACAUUGAAUGAAUAUUCGUAUAGAUGUCUACGUAUUUAUACUUUGUAAAUUUUUAAGUUUUCUCUAAUGUAAUUGUAACUGUUUUUUGACAAAUAACUUCUUCAUCGCAAAACACCAUUUUUUAUGUCGGGCAAUUAAAACUGCUCACCCAUCUAAAUGGAGGUCCUUGUUAUUUUUGUAUGUUUCUAAAUCAAUAAGAAAAUAUUAAUAAACGGCACUAAGUGCUUGCGAUGUUCUUUUUGUAAGUGACUUGACUAUUGCAUGCAUUUUUUUUCAAUACAUAUUUGUAAAGUUAUUCAAACAAUGAUCACUGAUUUUACAUCUUUUUUAUUUUCGAUAUAUUUCCUGUAACGUCAUCAGCGUCUUUUGCCAUUUAUUCAUGUUGUUGCUCUGCAUUCCUUGUUAUGAUUUAUGACUUGACGAAAGCAACAACCACCAUACUAAGUGACAUAUCAGCCAGAACUGUCGAAGUCAUGGUCACUUCAAGAUGGAAAAACCAAACAAUCAAAUAGUUUGAUUGACUUGGCGCACCUCUCGGAUACCUCAGACACAUUGCCAUUGCAUGAAUGACAUACAUAUGUAUGUACAUACAUAAUAUUUUCACUACCACUGAUGCUUACUUUUGCGAAUAUUACAUCUAUGCUUUUCUUUGCAAUUAAUUGCCUUGUAAUAACUGACUCCGAUGUGCUUUCAAAUACAUUUAUGAUGCCCGCUUUUAUAGUUUGCUUACACAUUACUUUGUACAUUUUGGUUCGAAUAUGUGUUUGUAGAUACUUACGCGUACAUGAUGCUUAUUUCGCAUUCGUGAAUACUUAUCAAUCUAAUUAUAAUACAAAAAUGUCAGAAAAAAAUACAGAUUGUGCCGGCCGGCAUUUUUAUCUGAAGGUUACGCGAUUACUGUUUCUUUUUUAGGUAAUUUUGAAUAAAUGCAUUUGUGUUUGUGUGUUAUUUAUAUCUGUUCCAAAUCAAAUCACUGCUUAAACUUGAAGACACGCAAACAAUUGUUCAUUUUACGAAAUCACUUGUAUUGCUUUUACGGUGUUCGUAGUUGUUAGAGUUCGUAUAGGUGUCCCUACGAUUAGUGGAAAACCAAUUGAAUUUUAUAUGUGCAUAUGUAUUCGGAAACAUUUGUACUUUCAAACAUCUUUACUUACCCCUUUUUAUUGUUGUUUUAUGGCUUUGUUUGUGUACUGCCGGCUUCUAUUGACUUUCGGCCGUGAUAUAAACCGUUUUUGCUAAUAUACUUUCGUAAUCUUCUCAAAAUUGUGAAUUUAGCAACUAGAUAAUUGUGCGCCAAAAUAUAGUUUAUAGUUUGGACAAUCAAUUUUUAUUUAAUUGAAACAAAAGUUUGUGAUUAUUAGCUUAUAUUGUACCAACCUCUGCUACUCAUUAAUAAAACCCUCAUCGCUAUUAUGCCGGUGCAUUAUCUUGACGUUGCAACCACUUGUUUCUGUAAUUUUCACUUUGUAGCAAAAUAGUUUCUAUGAAAAAGAUUUUUUUUAAUUCAAAAUUUUAUAUGAAAUGACAGCAAUGAAAUACGGUUUUCGGGCGAAAAACCAACUCGAGAAAAAAACUUUAUUAUUCUGAAUAAGAAUUGUUGACAAAAACAAAAUUCAAUAGAAAAAUACAUAGAAGAAGAAUAAACCUACGAAACAACACAAUAAUAAAAUAAAAAAAAAUUGAAUAAAACGCGGGAGAAACAUGAAUAAAAUACUGCCUUGGGAACAUUUUGAAAGUUUGUACAAAGAAUUGAUCGGCCAGAAUAGCAACGAUAGUUCUAGUGGCGGCGGGCACAGCGGCAUGGGUUCGGGGCCGCCGGGCACACCCAAUUCACAGCAAGUAAUGCGUCCCACACCUUCACCAACAGGCUCUUCAGGUUCGCGUUCCAUGUCACCAGCAGUGGCACAAAAUCAUCCAAUUUCACGACCUUCUAGUAAUCAAUCGAGUAGUGGUCCGAUGCAACAGCCUGGCGCUUCUGGACCUCCACCACCCCCGCCCCAUAUGCAAGCGGCACCAGGUGGCGGUGGUCCACAGCAACAACAACAGCAGCAGCAAAUGCCUGCGCAAUCGCAAUCUCAGCAACAGCCUAUCGGUGGACCUGGUGGUGUGCACAGCUCACCAUCUGGUGUUGGUGGCUCGCAACAAGUUGGUGGUCUACCCCCAGGUGGUCCUGGCGCUCCUACAGGUCCACAACAACAACAACUUCCGCCGAAUCAAAGCUUGAACAGUAUGUCAACACCACCUCCACAAGGGGCGGGUGGUGGUGCGGGCGGUUAUCCACCACCGCAACAUAUGCAUGGUGUCUAUAAAAUGGGUGGUCCAGGACAAAGUCCGGGUCCAGGACCGCAAGGUUUGCCGACUGGCUACCCGCCUCCACAACAGUCCCAACAAUAUUCUCAAGGAUCUUACCCGCCUCGUCCGCAAUACACACCCAGCGGUUACGCGCCCUCUCAACCGCCUUCAAAUCAACCAACCUCCGCCAAUAGUAUGCCUCCCGGUGGCGGUCCUCAAUAUCCCGGUCGGCCAAUGCCAAAUCAUACUGGUUCCGGUGGUCCACAUGCGCAGUAUCCACCCUAUCAGAAUUGGGUGCCACCAUCACCACAAGGUGGUCCCGGAGGUGGCGGCUCACCAGGCGGCGCCGGUGCUGCGGGUAUGGGCAAUCAUGUACAAGGCAAAGGAACACCUCCACCCGGCGGUCCACCACAGCCAGCCGGAGGCGGCUCACCGCGCCCACUCAACUAUUUGAAACAGCAUUUACAACAUAAGGGCGGCUAUGGCAGCGGUCCAGCGCCGCAGCAGGGCUAUGGUAAUGGGCCAGGCAUGCAUCCGGGUAUGCCAAUGGGACCACCUCACCACAUGGGACCGCCACACGGACCUACAAACAUGGGCCCACCAACAAGUACGCCGCCGCAAUCGAUGGGUGGAGUGGGUCCCAUUGGUAGUAUGGUGGGUGUGAGCGGUAAUGUUGGUAGCGGAGUAGUGUUGUCCGGUGACGGCGAACACAUUUCACAGGAUAACGGCAUUAGUUCGUCGGGUUCAUCCACAGCAUCGGGACCACAUCCGGUCACUUCAGUGGUGACAACUGGACCAGAUGGCACACCCAUAGACGAAGUUAGCCAACAAAGUACGCUAUCAAAUGCUUCAGCAGCUUCUGGUGAAGAUCCACAAUGCACAACACCAAAAUCUCGUAAAAACGAUCCAUAUAGCCAAAGCCAUUUAGCGCCACCAAGCACAUCGCCGGUUGGUCAUCCCGGACAUCCAGUUGGGCCCAGUGAAGAAUAUGAAAUGAAUUCACCCCCGAAUUGGACGCGACCACCAGUAAGUCCUCAAGUUUUCAAUAGCCAUGGACCGCCACAAGAGACUUUUCGUACAUCGUCUACGAAAAAAUCCGAUAGCCUGUGCAAACUAUACGAAAUGGAUGAUAAUCCGGAGAGACGAAGUUGGCUUGAUAAGCUGCGUGCGUUCAUGGAAGAGCGACGCACACCGAUCACCGCCUGUCCAACAAUAUCGAAACAACCGCUCGAUUUAUAUAGGUUAUAUAUUUAUGUAAAAGAACGUGGAGGAUUCGUCGAGGUAUGCAAGGUUACGAAAAGUAAAACAUGGAAAGAUAUUGCCGGUUUAUUGGGCAUAGGUGCCAGCAGUAGUGCUGCUUACACCCUACGCAAACACUAUACAAAGAAUUUGUUGACCUUCGAGUGUCACUUCGAUCGGGGCGACAUAGACCCGUUGCCCAUCAUUCAGCAGGUGGAAGCCGGCACAAAAAAGAAAUCGACCAAAGCCGCUUCUGUACCAUCGCCAGGCGGUGCAAUUGCGCUUGAAAAUACAAAUGCAUCAACAAUGUCAGCAGGUUCCUCAAAUUCCCAGGAUUCAUUCCCUGCACCGGGCGCAGCCGCCAAUGCAUCAAUUGAUGGUUAUCCAGGUUAUCCGAGUGGUUAUCCCGGCACAGCAGGGCCACAGCCAGACUAUGGUGCGGGUGGUGGUCAAAUGCAACGACCACCCUCACAAAGCAACGCACAAACCCCACAUGCAGGUAAUACUCAAACAGCAGCAGUUGGUGAUAAUAUUAGUGUGAGCAAUCCUUUUGACGAUCCGGUUGUGGGUGGCGGUGGUAGUGGCAAUAGUAGCGUCAGCAACGCGCCACCGCCUCCCCGUGCCUCCCCUUAUCAACAGGGCGUUGGCAAUGCUUACACGCCGGUGUCUAGAACGCCAGGUUCCCCAUAUCCGGGUCAACCAGGUGCUUACGGUCAAUAUGGUACAAGUGAUCAAUACAAUGCCACUGGUCCACCGGGCCAGUUUGGUCAGAGCCAAGGACCACAAUUUCCACCACAAAAUCGUAACAUGUACCCUCCUUAUGGACCAGAGGGGGAAGCUCCUCCACCUGGUGCAAAUCAAUAUGGCCCUUAUGGUAAUCGUUCGUAUAGUCAACCGCCACCAGGUAGCUCUCAAACUCCUACACCGCCUGUUUCAGCGGUAGGUGGAACUGCUGGUCCACCGACUGGUGGUCCGCAAGCGCCAGGCGGCGGUUAUCCGCCAGUUGCUCCAACUCAACAGGAUUAUUAUAGGCCGCCCGACCAGACGCCGCAACCACGUCGACAUCCGGAUUUUGUGAAAGAUUCACAACCCUAUCCAGGUUAUAAUACCAGACCUCAAUUAUACGGGGGUUGGAGCGGUUCAACUCAAUACCGUGGGCAAUAUCCUUCAGCACCCUCGCCACAAGGUUGGGGUAGUGCACCACCACGCACAGCCGCACCGCCUGGUGGCGGUCCACUUGGGCCUCCAAAUCAACAGUCGUCUGCCGCAGUGCAAUGGGAACAACAUCGUUAUGGCCCCCAACAGCCUCCACCUCCGCCACAACAGCAGCCGCCAUACCAACAACAAGGUCAGCAGCAACAGCCACCGCCACCACAGUGGGCACAAAUGGCAGGCACUGCACAGCCACCACCCCAAGCGAGUGCACCUGGCACAGCGUUGCGGCCAUCUAGCGGAGGUCCACAGCAGCCACCACAACAACGGCCCGGUAUGCCACCACCACCCGCCCAGCAACUGCCUGUUGGCCCGACGUCCAGUCAAAACAUGACAAAGCCACCUUUUGUGAUGCCACCGCCACCUCAAGUUGGAGGCACAGGUUCUCCUACUUGCGGUCCACCACCAUCCAUAGCACCACCCAGCACAGUUAAUGCGAUGCCGUCAGUUAUGGGCGCGCCUGUUGCUGGUGUGUCCAAGCCACAGGUGUCCGCCGUAAACGCUGUACCACAAGUUGGCUCUCCCGGUCUACCACAAUUACCAGCACAACAGCAGCCCCUACAAGCUCAGCCACAGCAACAGUUUCCAACUCCUGCCGGCACCCAAAUCAUUAAAAAGGAGAUUAUUUUUCCGACGGAUAGCGUUGAAGCCACCACACCCGUGUUGUAUAGACGCAAACGUUUGACUAAAACCGAUGUUUGCCCGGUUGAUCCAUGGCGCAUAUUUAUGGCAAUGCGCUCCGGUCUAUUAACUGAGUGCACCUGGGCGUUGGAUGUAUUAAAUGUGUUGCUCUUCGAUGACACAACGGUACAGUACUUUGGGCUGGCGCACUUGCCUGGCCUGUUAACUCUCCUUUUGGAGCACUUCCAAAAGAAUCUCGCAGAGAUGUUCAACGAUAACGACACGGACGUUGAUCAUCAUAGGGGCGGAAGUCGAAAUGCACGUAUAGUACAAAUCUACAACCGCAAACAAAAACAACAACAUGGCAUCAACGAAAACGUCGAGUGUAACAAUGAUUACGACAAAUGCAAGUCGUUUCAAAUGCCAAUAGUUGAUGAUGACGAUGAAGAUGAGGGCAUUGAUCUAGGCCAGAUACGUGUGCUACCAAAUCCUGAAGAGAGAAUAACGUUGCUUUCGCACACACCCAACUACACAAUGAUGUCGCGUAAGGGCUUGCCAGUACGUCUGCAACCGGCGGAAGAUGAUAUUUUUGUAUCGAACAGACAGAAGGAGUGGGACUCAGAGGAAGAGCCUAUCUAUGAGCAGACAAAUGUGACUGAACCCACUGGUUGGAGUUGGACGUAUGGUUUUGCGGAUCGCAAUGCCAAAGAUGGCAUUAUCGACGUGUUCAAGUCGGAAAUUAUAAACAUUCCAUUCGCACGUUUCAUACGUGGCAGCAACGAAAAGAGCUGUAGUAACAGUAUAGGUGCGACCAAGUCGUCAAUGAAAACUAAUGCAGAAGAAGCGAAUAAUGCUGGAACCUGUGAAACAAGCAGUAAAGUUGUGAAAAGUGAGCAAAUGGAAGACGGAAGCUGUCCGGAGGAUAGUAGAGUGGAGCAUGCGUUUAACAAAAAGCGACGAUUAUUCAACAACAGCAACAGUAAUAACAGCAGCAAACACGGUGGCUGCGAUGGUAGCGGUGCAAAGAGAUCUAAAUUAAAUGACGAUGAAAUUGCAUUUGCGCAACCUGGUCUCAUCAAAAAGGAACCCUCAGAUGCUGCGCUCGUAGAGAAUUCAUCAACAGCAACUGAUAGCGACUGCCGCGAGGUCGAUAUGGAAAUUGAGUUACUGCCCCAACAACGUCUAGGUAAUUGCGGCGGUGCUAGCGUGCCGAAAAACUUUGAUCCAAUAUCGACAGUGCGAGAUGCAGCACAGGUGUUGCAGCGUCGGCGUGCAUCCACAGUAGAAGAAGAGUGCUAUACACGUGACGAAGCCAGUCUUUACCUGGUUAGUGAGUGUCAAGAUGCGCUGGCGCGUCGCUGUAUUUGCCUGUCAAACAUCUUCCGCAAUCUGACAUUUGUGCCCGGCAACGAAACUCUCUUAGCUAAAUCGCGCCGCUUCCUCGCUAUCCUUGGCCGCUUGCUGCUGCUCAACCACGAACACUUACAGCGUACGCCGAAGACGCGUAAUUAUGAUCGCGAGGAGGACACUGAUUUUUCAGACUCAUGCAGUUCACUACAGGGAGAACGCGAAUGGUGGUGGGAUUAUCUAGUCCACAUACGCGAAAAUAUGCUCGUCGCCUUGGCGAAUAUAGCCGGCCAUUUAGAAUUGUCACGCUACGAUGAGCUCAUCGCACGGCCAUUGAUCGACGGUCUCCUUCAUUGGGCUGUGUGUCCAAGUGCGCAUGGUCAAGAUCCUUUCCCAUCUUGUGGUCCAAAUUCUGCGCUGUCGCCGCAACGGCUAGCGCUCGAAGCACUGUGUAAACUUUGCGUUACAGAUGCCAAUGUCGAUCUCGUUAUAGCGACACCACCGCAUUCAAGGCUGGAAAAGUUAUGCGCCGUGUUGACACGUCACCUGUGUCGCAAUGAAGAUCAAGUAUUGCGGGAGUUUUCCGUUAAUCUGCUGCAUUAUUUAGCCGCUGCGGAUAGUGCUAUGGCACGAACAGUGGCGUUGCAAUCUCCUUGUAUCUCAUAUCUUGUGGCGUUCAUCGAACAAGCAGAGCAAACAGCUUUAGGCGUGGCCAACCAGCAUGGAAUCAACUAUCUGCGCGAAAAUCCCGACUCGAUGGGAACUAGCUUGGACAUGCUACGACGUGCUGCCGGCACGUUAUUACAUCUAGCUAAACAUCCGGAUAACCGAUCGCUAUUCAUGCACCAAGAACAACGUUUGCUGGGUUUGGUGAUGUCAAAUAUACUCGACCAACAGGUAGCACUGAUUAUAUCCCGUGUAUUAUUUCAAGUUUCGCGUGGCACUGGUGUAGGGGGACCGUCGAUGAUGCCGUCACUGGAAUAUCGCUUCCAACAACGGCAAACUGAUGAGAAAAUGACCACAGGUGGAAAGCACAACGCUUCCGGUAGUAUUGGCAGCAAUGAUGUAAAAGUGGAAAAUAAAGUGGAAACAGCAUCGACUGCAGCUUCAGUAACAACAAAUUCGCCACAAUCUGCAACAACUGCGGCAACGACACACACCACACCUCAUGUAGUAAUAAGCGGUAUUAAAAGUGAGGAAUUACCAGCAACUGCCAACGACUUGAACGAUGCCAGCACCAUCAACGCAAAUGGCAACAACAGCACCAGCAGUGCGAGCAACCACAACACUAGCGACAAUAGCAACGAUCCAGCGUUUACGCACAAGUUGCCAGCAGCAGCAUCUACGCCUACAGUGAUGAGCAAGUCUCAAAACGCUUGUGCCACUGUGGAUGAUAAUAGUAAUAGUAGUAACGCUCUGGCGCCCGCAUCGGCUUUAUUGAACGAUGUCAGCAAUAGCAGUACCAACAGUAACAGUUGCGGCACGGUAAGCAGUAACAGCAAUAGUAACAGUAUAAGCAGCGGGAACAACAACACCAACAGCAAUAUGCACAUAAAAAAUGCGAUUGAGAACUCCAACGUGAAUGCGCUAGGAGCAAUGGCUCCUAUGCUGGCUAGUAGUGAAACGAGUCAUUUGCAGCCAAAUCUGCUGAGCAGUAACGGCAGUGGUAAGAAUGUGAUCAGCGCACCUAUAGCCACUAUUAAUGCAGCACCACUUACCAAUACCAGCAACAACAAUGGUAAUGGGACGGACAGUCGAACCAAUGCGCAGCAAUCUGCAGCGUUAACGGGUGCGCCGACGCGAUCGCCACCUCCGCCACCACCACCAACGGCAAACGCAGCAGCAGCCGCGGCACCAUCCGCACCAACAGCUCCACCAGCAACUACAACAGCAGCAGUUGCGUAGUACAUGACGAUGUUGCCGACGUUAGCAGCUGUGCCGGCAGUGUCAGUGCAACAGCAGCAGCAGCAACAAGAACACGUGCAUAUACAUGAACAACAGCAUCUUGGUAUGGAUCAUCAUCAUCUACACCACCAGCAGCAACAUCACUAUGCCCAGCUGGAUGGGCACUACCAACAGCAAACGGCGGCGCCAUCACCACCACCACCACCACAAACAUCUCCGCAGCCACACUACCAUCUGCCGCCAUACCACUAUCACUGGAGCAAGCAGCAAUCACCGCUGCAGCCACCAACAGCACAUCCUCAACCUCAUCAGCCCGAAGAUGCACACUAGAUGUCUCUGUAAACGUGAAUCGUAAUUUAUUACAACAGAAUAACGUUGCAUUCGUAGCGAAGUAGAAACUAAAGGUAUAACGGUUAUAACGUAUGUAUAUGAGCAAAGUCAUGCUAUAGUUCAAUACAAAAUGCGGAGAUGACUUAGUUGUCACAGUGACGUUUAAGUAAAAAAAAAAAACAUUUACCCACUUCGCGUCGCUGCAUCUCUCUCCGCCUACAGAUGUAUAUGUAUAGAGGAAAUAGCAAAUAAAUUAAAUAUAUACAUAUAUAUGAUAAUGGCGAUCAACCCUGUAGAUAUAGUAACAUGAGUAGUAUUUAGUUUGUGUAAAGAAAAGUAUGUCUCACUUUUUGUAUUUUUAUUAUUAUUAAUAUUAUUUUUGUAAUAUUUUAAGAUACUUAUAAUUUCAUACCUAUGCUGGGAUAUAGAGUUAAUAGAAAGAAAUAUCAAACAAACAAUUUGACAAAAACAUAAACAAAUAUGCAUUACUAACACAUGACAUAAAGCGACUUAAAGCAAGCUCUACGCUAAUGCUAAAAGGAAACGGAAACUGGGUUCAAGAGAACCAGACGUUGUAACAUAAUCUAUACAGAACCGUUGAAAUCGAAUAAAAUUGUAAAGGCUUUCUUGUUGGAACGCAUCCAAAAACCAAUUAUAGCGGUCCUGCAUAUCAAAAGCGCCGCCCUUUCGUUAUAAAAUAUUUGCAAAAUUUUUAAUACAUAUUCGCAGUUGGUUUAGUGUUCGAAUUAUCAAUUAAUUGCAGCAUUAAUUUCGCUGAGGUUGCCACACAUACAUAUGUAAAUAGCUCAAAAUUAUUGCUCUGACUCAAUUCUAGUAUUAAAAAUCUAUAAUAAUUGCUUAUUUUCGAUAGGUUUCCUUUUUUCGUUUUUUUUCUGUUAAUUUUAAUUGUUUCUCGUUUUGAAGUGGUAAAACUGCAAUUUGUAUUUCGAAUCACACAUGUGAUUGGGCGAAAAAUACCUUCAUAUGCUAUGUCGCACUGCGCACUUCCCCACAAUAAAAUUUUCAAAUCUAAGACGCGGCAUUAAGACAAAACUGAUCUAGCUAGGGAAGGAAACUAAUUAUAUAACACAAUAUUUCCAUUAUUUAUUACAAAAAUCUAAAAGUAACGGUAUUAAGUGUGCACAGCACGCUACUAGCUUAUGGUAAUCUUCGUAUGUCAAUCAAAAUAAGAAAUUUAAUAUUGUUUUAUCCUUUUUUUUUUUUUUUAUUUUUUGCACGUCUUGUUUCUGUUGUAAAAUGUUUGUUUGUAUACUAGAAAGUAAAUUAAUUUAUAAUUUUAAAUUGUCCACCUGGCAUACACGAUUUUCUCUUAAACCUGUAAAUAUGGUUUCUAAAAAUGGUUCUCAUCUUAAUUUCGCUUACAAACUGUCGCCCAGUCACAAUCCCAACAUAUGAACAAGCGCACAUGCCUUAACGAAAUAUCUUAUAUAUUACUGAGAGCAAAUUAAAAAUUAUACAAAAUGCAUUUCCUCGAUAUUGACAACCAAUGCAAUUUAGAAAAUUAAUUUCUUUCAUAUUUAUUGAUGCUAUUUUAAAUAUAUGAUUCGUGUAUAGUGUGCAUAUACAUAUAUAUAUAUAUGCAAGUAUUUUGUGCACAUUAACGAGCAAAUGGAAUGGAAUGGAAUAAAUCUACAAAAACUAUGAAAAAGAAAUGCAAAUGUAAAACUGUGCUUAAUAUGCAACAUAAAUGAUAGGAAAAAUAUUAAGUUAAUUUCUAUAGCUAUGUCUAGCUUUUAACUUAUUAAAUUAUAUACUAUUGUAAAACUACUAAAAAAAUGUAAUGCAACGUAUAAUGUGAGUAAAGGAUGAAAACAAAACACUGCAAUUUCAGCAUUAAAAAAAAUAUCCAUAUAUAUGAAAAAUGCUUAAAAAAUUAACCAUAAAACAAUUAAUGUUAGAUGCAUAUGUAUACAAGUAAAUAUAUAUAAUUGUAUAUGUAGUAACGUACGUAGCUGUAAAUCAAUAUUGCUUACAACUGAUAUAAAUAAAUCUAAUAUUAAAUAUUAA